Pygocentrus nattereri (red-bellied piranha) is the source of this 3302-nucleotide messenger RNA. RefSeq names its product DGCR8 microprocessor complex subunit (gene dgcr8). Gene Ontology annotation, cellular component: microprocessor complex. Gene Ontology annotation, biological process: primary miRNA processing. The transcript is spliced from 14 exons. Gene Ontology annotation, molecular function: identical protein binding; primary miRNA binding; heme binding. NCBI's taxonomy places the organism in Eukaryota, Metazoa, Chordata, Actinopteri, Characiformes, Serrasalmidae. The record is from RefSeq and is a predicted model, not a curated record. The coding region runs from base 457 to 2805 and encodes 782 amino acids.
UCGUUCACGAGUUGCUACCAAGGCGAUAGAAGAUGGCGGAGCGAGGCGGGUGGCCGCCUGAGUCCUGCAAAAACGGGAAAAUUAACGUGACCGCCUGAAGAUUCUCUGAUAGUUUUGGUUUUAGAUAGCUCUGGCAGAAGGACGGCCGGCGAGGAUGGACAGUGCGUAGAAGAGGGCCAGGUUUAAGCUGAAUGCAUUGUGAUUUCCAAUAAUUGAGACAGUGACUUGUAAAAAGCUGUCUACAUUAAUGAAAAGAACAAUGUAGUCAGCUUAGCGUAUCCAUCACUGAUCUGCACAUGAGCGUUCUGUCUUAAAAGCCGUGUGGGGCUUUUAGCUGCGUAGGUGGGCUUUUAAUUAUUGGUUUUAAUACGUUAAUAAGGGAGGCAGGUAUCUCUCGCUCAAUUAUCCCUAGGCAUUUCAUCAAGACGCUUUUGGGUGUUUGUUAGAAAUUGGACAAUGGAUUUCAGUGAGUUCUUGCCCCCUCUCCCGCUGGAUCCUCCCGAUGAUGAAGGGUCGGGGAACGGUAUGUGUAAAGCACCUCCACCACCUCCCCUGCAAACGUCCAGUGACGCCGAGGAAAUGGACGUUAGCUCUGGUGGUGAUGGACCCGCGCUCACCCCGGCCGAGGACAGGGACGCGCCGCUCCUUUCCAAGGGCCACUCGUCCUUUAGCAGCCGCUGCGCGGCCGACGACUCCGGCGACCCCGGCGGCCCCGGCGGCUCGUGCCCUAGAACCGCCCGCCACGCGCCCCCCGUUACCAAAUUCCUCCCCGACCUUAAGCUCCUCAGAGACGUUAAGAUCAGCGUCAGCUUUGGCAGCGACAGCAGCAAAAGCAAAGACAGGAAGGUUCUGUACACAGGCUUAGGGCAGAUAGGCGAAGGAGAGCAGGACCUAGGGAACGGUCAGGUGCAUGACGGUCUAGGGGAGGGAGCCGGGCAGGCCGGCUCAGGCGCAGGCGGCCUAGAUAGGAAGAGCGAAGAACCCGAGGCCGACCAGGAGAACAAAGUCGAGUUCGCCGUGCUGGACGAGCUGGAGGAUUUCAGUGAGAACUUCCUGGAAGCGGACGACGGCGAGCAGAGCGAGUUCACCUCUGAGAUGAUAGUGCAGCAGGAGCAGGCCAACGAGGAGGACCUCAGUUACUCCUACGAGGAGGACUUUGACAAUGAUGUAGAUGCGCUGUUGGAGGAAGGCAUGCCCGUGCCCAAGAAGAUGCGUCUGGCCGAGGAUAAAUAUGCAGGAGACAGCGAUCACCAGUCCGACGGGGAGACAGGCGUCCAGCCCAUGAUGACCAAAAUUAAGACCGUUCUUAAGAGUCGCGGGCGUCCACCCACAGAGCCUCUUCCUGAUGGCUGGAUCAUGACAUUCCAUAACUCCGGCAUUCCAGUCUACCUCCACCGGGAGACCAGGGUCGUGACCUGGUCCAGACCAUACUUCCUCGGAACAGGAAGCAUCAGGAAACACGACCCUCCAACCAGUAGCAUUCCCUGCUUGCACUAUACGAAGAUGAAGGAACAGGAAAAAAGGGAGCAAAACGGAGAGGUUACCCCCAACACGGUGUCUCCGGUCAAGGCUGGGGAGAUAGAUUCAGACGGUGUGGAGAGCGCUAAAGAGCCAGACUCAACUGCCCCGGAGGAGGGCUCGGCUAGCGGAUCCCACGAGGAGUCUGGCACCGACCUGGCGGACUCGACGGAGACUGCAGAGGAGAAGGAGAGCCAGGGGAGUGAAACCGCUCAGGGCGCGUUGGGCCAGGUCAGAGCCAAGGUGGAGGUGUGCAAGGAUGAGUCCGUUGACAUUGAAGAGUUUCGUAGCUACCUAGAGAAAUGCUUCGACUUUGAGCAAGUGACUGUGAAGAAGUUCCGGACGUGGGCCGAGCGCCGGCAGUUCAACAGGGACAUGAAGAGGAAGCAGGCGGAGUCGGAGAGGCCGAUCCUGCCGGCCAAUCAGAAGCUCAUCACGCUGUCUGUGCAGGACGCCCCCACUAAGAAAGAGUUUGUCAUCAACCCCAAUGGAAAGUCAGAAGUUUGCAUCCUGCAUGAAUAUAUGCAACGUGUGCUCAAGGUCCGACCAGUUUACAACUUUUUUGAAUGUGAAAACCCAAGUGAACCCUUUGGAGCCUCAGUCAUAAUAGACGGAGUCACAUACGGCACAGGAACUGCAAGUAGUAAAAAGCUUGCCAAGAAUAAAGCUGCUCGAGCGACACUGGAGAUCCUCAUCCCUGACUUCGUGAAGCAGACGUCAGAGGAAAAGCCAGUAGAAGGAGAUGAGCUGGAGUAUUUUAACCAUAUCAGUAUUGAAGAUUCGAGGGUGUAUGAACUGACCAACAAGGCAGGCCUGCUUUCACCUUACCAGAUCCUUCAUGAGUGCCUUAAGAGAAACCAUGGGAUGGGUGACACCAGCAUUAAGUUUGAAGUGAUCCCAGGGAAGAACCAGAAAAGUGAAUACGUGAUGACGUGUGGAAAACACAGCGUACGCGGGUGGUGUAAGAACAAGAGAGUGGGCAAACAGCUGGCCUCCCAGAAGAUCCUCCAGAUGCUGCAUCCUCACGUGAAGAACUGGGGUUCUCUUUUGCGCAUGUACGGCAGAGAGAGCAAUAAGAUGGUGAAAAAGGAAAAUUCAGACAAGAGUGUGAUUGAACUUCAGCAGUACGCCAAAAAGAACAAGCCAAACCUCCACAUUCUGAACAAACUUCAAGAGGAGAUGAGGAAACUGGCUAAAGAAAGGGAGGAGACACGGAAGAAACCCAAAAUGACCGUCAUGGAGUCAGCUCAGCCAGGCAGCGAGCCCCUGUGCACUGUUGACGUCUAGCGACCCUCCAUCAGCCUGCUGACCAAUAGUCAGAGAUUUUACAGAAGGUGGUCACUGUUACUGAAUUAUGCAUUACGUUUUAGCGCCAAACGGCAAUAUUAGUUAUAUUUUAUUGCAGCGGCAUUCACAAGAUAUUUAUUUGAUCUGUUGGGGUCAGUUAAGUCGUGUGUUCAGAAUAAGAUGCAUGCACUUGGUGAGCGGUAGACUGAAUGUCAUCAUGCACCUCCAGAUGCAUUCUUUAUAUGCGACUUUAAGGCGCCGUCAGCCUUUAGGGGCUUUUUAUCGGACGAACGAAGCGAACGCCCACAUGAUUUUUAAAGCAUAUUUUGUGUCUGAAUAUUUGAAUUUGUGCUUGCAAUUGUGUUUUUAACCUCUGUGGCUUUUAGAUUUUGAUUAAUAAAGGUUUCCUUACUGGAGUUUUCCUUUCCCUUAAAAAUAAACCAAAAAAAAAAUCAGUAUUUCAGUUUCAAAGAAACAAUACGGCUUGUGCUAAAAUC